UAUAAAAAAUAAAAAGAAAUGAAAAAAGAGUUAGAAAUUAAAAAAAAAUGAAGAGCAAGAAUUUAACUUUCCCACUUAUGAUUGGGAGGUGAUGAAUGACGAUAUGAUUUUUGCACCGUCUUUCAUGUGACCACUUGUUGCAUUACUAAAUAAGCCUAAAGGGACCUUUUGGCUUGAAGUGAAGGUCCCACUAACCCAGGAAUCACUUAUUUAAACAGCACCCCAAAUUUCAUCAAACGACAAGCUUAACCAAAAUCCAACACCUAAUCUCUCUUCUUAAUCUCCCUAAAACAUUUAACCAAAACAACUUAACUCGAUAUGGAGUUUAACGGUGUUUCAAAAUCGGGUUCCUCUUCAAAAUCCAGAAGGACGAGGAUUCAGCAGCAGCAGCAGCAGAACGAUGAAAUAAAGUAUUUAGGAGUGAGGAGAAGGCCGUGGGGAAGAUAUGCGGCCGAGAUAAGGAACCCUACGACUAAGGAAAGGUAUUGGUUAGGGACAUUUGACACGGCCGAGGAGGCUGCCAUGGCCUAUGACAGAGCCGCUCGGUCCAUGAGAGGCUCAACGGCUCGAACCAACUUCAUCUACCCCGACAUGCCACAUGGCUCCUCGGUGACUGCCUGUGUCUCCCCGGACGAGUCAAACCGGCUCAUCUCCGAGAUAUUCAACCCUACAGGCCAAGUCGAAAACUUUGCUUACAACAAUCAAUACCCUUCGACGAAUAACCAAAGCUCUAUUGAGUUCUCUUUUAACAACAAUGAUAAUCUUCAGGCAAAUGGCUGGUUUCAUGGGGUGGAAUGCGGUUAUCAGACAGGAUAUAGUAAUGUUGUUCAAAGCCAUAGUCAUGAGCUUCCUCCUCUGCCUCCAAGUACUUGUGUUGGAGCUGAACUGACACUUCCCCAAACCGAAAACUCGUAUUGGGAUACACCAGCUGUGAGCGUCGAGGCAUUAGGGCAUUGCCAAGAUGUAAACAAAUUCAACGAUGCUUUCAAUAUGCAAGACUAUGCGUUCGGACACAACAGCUUGGCGGAUCAAGACACACUUACUCAUUUGGAUGCAUCCUCUGUCUUCUUUUUCGAAUAACCUCUGUUUCCUGAUACUGACCACAAAUGCUGUGAGGAUUCCCUUUGGCUUUCUCUUUCCUUCUGGCCUUUGUCUUGUCUGGAUUUCAUCUGUAAAUCUCUAUUUGACAGAAUGUUUUCACAAGUUUCUUGACAAGUGAUCAGUUUCAUUUGGACCUUUUCCAAUGCUAUUCUCACUUCCCUUUGGCUCGCAUAAGUUACACCAAAGUUAGUAAUAUCGCAUACAAAGGAAAUCAAAUUCUAAACCGGAAAAUCUACAUCCGAGAACAGGUCUAAGAUCCAGCUAUGUACAAAAUCAUAUCCAGAGACUGAUCGAACACACAUCUAUCCAAAUGUCUUUGCCGAGGUCAAGUUAAAACAAGACAAUUUUACUAAGAGGAAUGAUAUUGAACUAACCAAUGUCAUGAUUACCGUAAUCACAAUUCAAAGACAAACACAAGACCCAUCAUGACUUUGUACUCGACAUCAUACAAGAGAUCAGUAUCCUCAGAGUGUCAAGAGUGUGGCUUGACACCGCUAUUUGUCUGCUUGUCCUGUUCGGACGAUAUAGUAUAUACGUAUAUUCCUAUAUUGUUAGGCAUGUCAUAGUUGAUGACAUGAUCCACAUCAGGUGAAGUGAUUCAUCUUAAGCUUCAAAAUAAUUAUAUAAAAACUCAGAGAAAGACAACUUUUUUCAAGUUCUAUAAACAGUGAGACGAAAAGGGCUGAAGCCUGAAACUACACAAGAUUCAGCCAAAACGAUAGAAUUAUAACAAAACAGAAGAUGAAAACCAAACAACAACAAAAAAAAAA
This is a messenger RNA of Tarenaya hassleriana, 1871 nucleotides long. RefSeq names its product ethylene-responsive transcription factor ERF087-like. Bases 319 to 1080 code for a protein of 253 amino acids. Gene Ontology annotation, molecular function: DNA binding; DNA-binding transcription factor activity. The record is from RefSeq and is a predicted model, not a curated record. NCBI's taxonomy places the organism in Eukaryota, Viridiplantae, Streptophyta, Magnoliopsida, Brassicales, Cleomaceae. The transcript has a single exon. Gene Ontology annotation, biological process: regulation of DNA-templated transcription.